UUCAUAUAAAAGACGGCAAAGCCUUAGACGAAAAUUUCUUUGAAGAGUGGAAAGGAGAAGAAGCGCGAGAGGCAAGCGGAGUUUCUGUCUGUCUCUCGCCUUUCAGACACAAGAAAUACACGGCCAUGGCAGAUUCGAGCGAUUCGGUUUCCGUUGAUAUGGAGACGAUCUCUCUUGGUGGAAGGGAACAUAUUGUACAAACUGGCCAUGGUCCUGUGUCUGUUGUGGUGUUUGGAGACCAGGAUAAACCAGCACUUGUUACUUAUCCUGAUUUAGCUCUAAAUCAUAUGUCCUGUUUCCAAGGAUUAUUCUUUUGUCCAGAAGCCGCAUCUUUGUUGCUCUACAACUUCUGCAUUUAUCAUAUUAGUCCUCCUGGGCAUCAGUUGGGUGCUGCCGCACUUUCUUCUGACAUCCCUCUGGCUUCUGUUGAUGACUUAGCAGAACAGGUUGCUGAUGUUCUCGAUUUCUUUGGGCUUGGUGCAGUGAUGUGUAUGGGGGUUACAGCCGGUGCUUACAUCCUUACACUAUUUGCGAUGAAAUAUAGGGAACGAGUCAUUGGUUUGAUACUUGUUUCUCCCCUAUGUAAAGCACCGUCUUGGACGGAAUGGUUGUAUAAUAAGGUGAUGAUAAACUUGCUCUACUUCUAUGGAAUGUGUAAUAUGAUGAAAGAAUGCUUGCUUCAGCGGUACUUUAGCAAGGAAGUUCGAGGUAGUGGACAAGUCCCAGACUCAGAUAUUGUGCAGGCAUGCAGAAGUUUGUUGGAUGAGAGGCAGAGUGCAAAUGUAUUGCGAUUUCUUCAGGCGAUUAAUGGGAGACGUGACAUUACUGAUGGAUUGAAGAAAUUACACUGUCGAACACUAGUCUUUGUGGGUGAAAACUCUCCUUUCCACUCUGAAGCUCUCCACAUGACCGCAAAACUUGAUAGAAGAUACAGUGCAUUGGUGGAGGUUCAGGCAUGUGGAUCAAUGGUGACGGAAGAGCAGCCCCAUGCAAUGUUGAUACCAAUGGAGUAUUUCUUCAUGGGAUAUGGGCUAUACAGACCAAGCCAGCUAAGUGACAGCCCCAGGAGUCCGUUGAGUCCAUCGUGCAUCUCACCGGAGCUGCUCUCGCCAGAAAGCAUGGGCUUGAAGCUGAAACCCAUAAAGACACGGGUUUCACUGCAAGUGUGACAGAAGCGCGCAGCUAGAGGUGUAAUUUUGACUGUUGUAAUCGUACAUACUAGUUGGGGCUGGGAGGAAAUCCGUUUUUUUGGUUGCCAACGAGGGACAGAAGGCGGAG
Telopea speciosissima is the source of this 1278-nucleotide messenger RNA. RefSeq names its product protein NDL1-like. NCBI's taxonomy places the organism in Eukaryota, Viridiplantae, Streptophyta, Magnoliopsida, Proteales, Proteaceae. The record is from RefSeq and is a predicted model, not a curated record. The transcript is spliced from 12 exons. The coding region runs from base 126 to 1169 and encodes 347 amino acids.